AAGUUCUACCUACUUAAGCAAAAACAGAGCGAGAGAAAAGGAAAUCAUUUUUUUGGGGUUUAAGGCAAAACAAGAAAAGGUUUCUGCAUCUGCGUGCGUUCUUGACACAAUAUUCACUGCAAUUCUACACUCUCCAAUGGUUUCCACCUUCACGUGGUUUCGCUACCUUAAAUCCAAAGCUCAAUACUCCAUCGCUCUCGGUUUCAAGAAUCAUAAAGGAGGUACUCUCAAAGAUAAUGAGCUCACAGAUUUUCUUUGGAAGCACUUCUGUCAUGGAAAAAUGACCUUCUUGCACUGGAAUAAAGGAGAGGAGAUGGCUCCUACUAUUGCUGGAAAAGGAGCAACUCUUCUUGUUAGGAGAUUACCAAUUCCAGACCCAAGACAUGUUUAUGUAGGAGAUGUUGUGGUCUUGAAGAAUCCUGAAAAGCCAGAUGACUACCUAGUCAGAAGACUAGCUGCAACUGGAGGUUAUGAAAUGGCUUCUACUAAUGAAAAGGAUGAAUCAUUUAUUCUUGACCAGGAUCAGUGUUGGGUAGUUGCUGAAAAUGAAAAAUUGAAAGUCAAGGAAGCAAAUGAUAGUCGAACAUUUGGUCCAAUUCACAUGACGAACAUCGUAGGCAGAGUCCUAUACUGCCUGCGAAGUGCUGUAGACCAUGGCCGUGUACAGAACAGUCCUUUCAGCAUGCAAAAUGAUUCACCAGUGUUGGAAGUGGAACUUGAUGUUGAUGAGAUGGCAAAAAGCCACAAGGCCUGAACUUUAGUUCCGAGAAGCCCUAACUUCUUGAGUUUACCUAUCCCUUUAUUUCUUGUUAUGGAUAUUACUUGAAAUAAGGAUAAAAAAUAAAUAAAUAUAUGAUUUUGAAAUUGUUGCGAUGGGAUGGUGGUAUUAGAUAAGUCUGCAUAUUAGACAAUUUAUUGAAUCUUUUCCCAACCAGAAAGUUUGAAGCGGCUUGUGUUAAAGAUUGAGUUCAACAUUGUUGUAAGCUGAAGUUUUGGCAAAGGACUCCUCUGCCUCUUGUUCUAUUUGUUAAUCAUUUGACUCUAAA
Messenger RNA from Vicia villosa (hairy vetch), 1046 nucleotides. Its product is annotated as mitochondrial ATP-independent inner membrane protease subunit 2-like. Bases 137 to 754 code for a protein of 205 amino acids. The transcript has 5 exons. Gene Ontology annotation, molecular function: serine-type endopeptidase activity. The record is from RefSeq and is a predicted model, not a curated record. Lineage: Eukaryota; Viridiplantae; Streptophyta; Magnoliopsida; Fabales; Fabaceae.